Paralichthys olivaceus (Japanese flounder) is the source of this 2865-nucleotide messenger RNA. RefSeq names its product carnitine O-acetyltransferase a (gene crata). Gene Ontology annotation, biological process: carnitine metabolic process, CoA-linked. Gene Ontology annotation, cellular component: peroxisome. Lineage: Eukaryota; Metazoa; Chordata; Actinopteri; Pleuronectiformes; Paralichthyidae. The record is from RefSeq and is a predicted model, not a curated record. Gene Ontology annotation, molecular function: carnitine O-acetyltransferase activity.
AGAGUUUAAAGAGUCGAAGUAAACCAGCAGCGCUCAGAUCAGUCUGGGAUCAACAACAGUGGAAGAAGCUCGUUCAGCAGCUGUGACUCUGUCUCUGGUGGAUCUGAGGAAACACCGGUGGAUCACCUGGAAUUAACCUGGUCUCAGGACCUCCAGUCCCGCUGCAGCUCAGUCAGUGAGGCCGGUACCCGGACAACACAAUGUGGGGCUUCUGCAGCAGAUUUGCGGUGAAGGCCGGGAUGAAGCCCUGCAGCUUUAUGAAACCAAAUCACUUGGUGAAGCCUGUGUCAGCGACCCGGGUCUCUGGCAGAUACCUCACCCACCAGCAGGGCCUGCCCCACCUGCCUGUCCCCCCGCUGCAGCAGACCUGCGAACGCUACCUCGCUGCGCUGGAGCCCAUCGUGGAGGAGGAUGAGCUGAAGCGCACGAAAGAGCUGGUGCAGGAGUUUCAGAAAGCAGGAGGGGUGGGAGAGAGACUACAGAGAGGCCUGGAGAAGAGAGCACACCACACUGAGAACUGGUUGUCGGAGUGGUGGGUGCAGCUUGCGUAUCUCGAGUACCGGCUGCCUGUGGUGGUGCAUUCGAGUCCCGGACUGGUCUUACCUCGCAUGAACUUCAGUGAUAAACAAGGACAAAUAAGGUUUGCUGCCAAACUGAUCGCAGGUGUUUUAGACUUUAAGACGAUGAUUGACAAUGAGACGCUACCUGUGGAAUACCUGGGAGGACGGCCGCUGUGCAUGAAUCAGUAUUAUGAGGUUCUGUCGUCCUGUCGUGUCCCUGGUCUGAAGAGAGAUUCGGUGGUGAACCACGCCAAGAGCUCGCCGCCCCCACGACAUAUUACUGUAGUUCACAACCUUCAGUUCUUUGCUCUGGACGUGUACAACAGUGACGGGACUCCUCUGAUAGUUGAUCAGAUCUGCGUUCAGCUGGAGAGAAUCUGCAGCUCCUCACUACAGCCCGACGAAGAGCCUGUCGGCAUCCUGACCACGCAACAUCGUGACUCCUGGGGCAAGGCCUACAUCAACCUCAUCAAGGAUAAGACCAACAAAGAAUCAGUGUCAACGAUCCAGAGAAGCAUCUUGGUUGUGUGUCUGGACGGAGCGAUGCCUGAAGUGUCUGAUGAGAUGUACCGCAGCUCUGCAGCCGUCCAGAUGCUGCACGGAGGAGGCAGCAAGGGGAACAGUGCCAACCGCUGGUUUGACAAGACACUGCAGUUCAUUAUCGGAGAAGACGGAACAUGUGGAGCAAACUACGAGCACGCCCCAGCCGAAGGACCGCCUAUUGUGGCCUUGAUUGACCAUGUUGUCGAAUACACGAGGAAGACGGAGGUGGUGCAGCCUCCCAUGGUGCCGCUGCCCAUGCCACAGAAACUCCACUUCAACAUCACGCCUGAGGUCAAGAAGGACAUCGAGGAGGCCAAGCAGAGCAUGAACACUCUGGCUGAAGACCUCGAUAUGAGGGUUGUAGUUUUUGGUCACUUUGGUAAAAAUGUCCCAAAGAGCCACAAGAUGAGUCCUGAUGCCUUCAUACAGGUCGCUCUGCAGCUCGCCUACUACAGAGUGCAUCAGCGCUGCUGUGCCACAUAUGAAAGUGCCUCCCUGCGUAUGUUCCGACUGGGACGUACAGAUACGAUCAGAUCGGCCUCGACCGCCUCGGCUGCCUUUGUCAAAGCUUUUGAUGACCCCAGGAGACAGAACACACAGAAAGUGGAUCUGAUGGAGAAAGCUGUAAAAGCUCACAGGUCGUACACCAACAUGGCGAUCAGUGGUCAGGCUAUAGACCGACACCUCCUGGGCCUGAAGAUGCAGGCGGUCGAUGAGAAACUCUCCAUCCCUGACGUCUUCAGAGACGCUGCCUACGCUAAAGCAUUAAACUACGAGCUGUCUACAAGUCAGGUUCCGUCUAAGACUGACUGCGUCAUGUGUUUCGGUCCAGUCGUACCCAACGGAUACGGCGUCUGCUACAACCCAAUGAGCGAUCACAUCAACUUUGCUGUGUCAUCUUUCAACACCUGCGAGCAAACGAACGCGGCUCGUCUGGCUCAGGCGAUGGAGGACGCACUGUUAGACAUGAAGACUCUGCUGGAACAAACUCCAAGAGCCAAACUGUGAACGUUUCUAACCAUGAAUAAUUGGUUUAUUGGUUGUGCCUCAGACGACACGUCUAAAACUGCUGCAUCGCCACAGUGAACUUGGCCAGUGUUGAUUCUUCUGAUGUGUUUUUGAGACGACGCUUGAUUGUAAAUGACCCCACAGAGGUCAGAAGGUACAAAUUACAGAUGCAGGGAUUGAUUCAAUAAAUACAAACUCUGUUAAUCCAGGAUCUCUUCACACUUUAGAAACUGACUGAUUCACUUUUCUUUGGACUUUUACAGAUUUGCAUUAAAACUUUCAGAAUAAAACCUGGAAACUAGAUGUGAAAGAAGUCGGUAACACAGGCUGUUGUCAUGAACUCUGGAGAACUGAAUGACAAUCAUCAUUUAGCUGCUACGUAGAUUACCAAACUCAUUGUAUCAGUCCAAUCAGUUUCAGUGUUUUCCAUGAGCCUUUUCCAGAGGUUUAAUUACACAGAUAAGUAAUCCAUCAUCUCUGUACAUUAGUACUUUAGAAAUAUUAGAUUCCCUGUUUGAAGCUGCGUGUUUUUAUACUUCCAGCAGGGGUUACUAAAGUCAGGCUCACUUCAGGUUCAAACUGUUUAAAGAUCAAAUAAAGCAGCGAGUGUAUCCUCUACUUGGAAAGGAUUGUUGAUCUACAGGCGUGUUUCUAAAGAAGCAGACGUACGGAAAAAAAUAAAGAGGAAGAUUGAGUUUUAUUACAUUUUAAUAUACUUGAUGUCUCUGACUAUUUUUAAUACACAUAUGGAAAU